UUCAUGCCAUGGAUACCACACCAAUCGUUAAAACCAUUCAAUCAAAUGUGACAACGCCUCUUUUUGGGAAUAGUCGAAGUUAUGUUGACCCGCAUACAUACGAAGAUCCUAAUCAAGCUAUCCGGGAAUUUGCGCGAGAAAUCGAUGCAAAUUAUAUAACAAUUGAAGCUAUUAUUGGUGGAGGCGAAUUCGGUGAUGUAUGUCGAGGUCGACUGAAAAUACCCCCUAAUUUCGUCCAAGACAUAGAUGUUGCUAUAAAAACACUUAAACCAGGAUCUUCUGAAAAGGCUCGGUGUGACUUUUUAACGGAAGCAUCAAUAAUGGGGCAAUUCGACCACCCGAAUGUUAUAUAUCUUCAGGGUGUGGUGACUCGCUCUAACCCUGUUAUGAUUAUUACCGAGUACAUGGAAAAUGGCAGUCUGGAUACGUUUUUGCGAGUCAAUGAUGGAAAAUUUCAGACUUUGCAGCUUAUUGUGAUGUUACGUGGCAUUUCUAGUGGGAUGUCCUAUCUAAGUGACAUGAAUUACGUUCAUCGUGAUUUAGCCGCUCGAAAUGUACUUGUUAAUGCUCAACUUAUAUGUAAAAUAGCUGAUUUUGGAUUAUCACGGGAGAUAGAAAAUGCCAGUGACGCAUACACAACACGGGGUGGGAAAAUACCAGUUCGUUGGACAGCGCCGGAAGCUAUUGCUUUUCGUAAGUUUACAUCAGCGUCAGAUGUAUGGUCAUAUGGUGUAGUUUUAUGGGAAGUUAUGUCGUAUGGUGAGCGACCUUAUUGGAACUGGUCAAAUCAGGAUGUUAUAAAAAGUAUUGAAAAGGGUUAUCGACUUCCAGCACCUAUGGAUUGCCCUGAAGCAUUAUACCAGCUAAUGCUUGAUUGUUGGCAAAAACAACGUACCCAUCGGCCAACAUUUUCAAGUAUAGUAUCAACCUUAGAUAAUUUAGCAAGGCAACCUCAAGCGCUGCUGACAACGAGAAAUUCCCCAGAAAAUGAUGGAACACAUAUAUUAGAAGGACAACGUGGUCACAAUAUAUUUAUAAGUACCGACUUGUGGUUGGAUAAUAUUAAAAUGUCCCGCUAUUCUCAGCAUUUCAAAGAGGCUAAUUUGGUGACUGCUCAACAGAUCUCCCGCUUAACGGCUCAACAAUUAUCUGAUAUGGGUAUAACUUUAGUGGGACAUCAAAAAAAGAUCUUACACCAGGCCAGACAGUUGGAUACUAUAAUUUAAGACUUAUUAUAUUCGUAGACCUAUUUAUUGUAAAUACAGCAUUAUUAUUGUGAGAAAAAAUCGUUCAAAACAAUAUGUUUACUAAUUAUAAAUAUUGAUAUGGUAGAAGAAUUCGCGUGUGUGGAGUUCUUUUCAACCAGUUUCUUUAAAAACAUAUUAACUCUUCAAAAACUAGUUUACGCCAAAAAAGUCAUUGUAAGUUUUCUAAAUAUUUGUUCACAAAAAAAAACGGGAUUGUGAGGUGUUGAUAGAUAUUUGUAACUUCGAGUUUUUCUCAUUGACUGAAAUUUACUGAAAAUAGAAUCGGUAUAUUUUUAUAUUUCUUUACUGAUACAAAUAUUAUAUGUUUUUUCCUAGUUCAAUUAAAUUACGGCGCAAUAUAGGAGCAAUUUCCCUUAUUUUAUCCCACAGCUUGCGUACUUCUUUAGAUGAGAGGAAGUUGCAAUAAUUUAUAAAUAAGAGCUAUUGAUAUUAUUUCUAAUUUUUAUUUAAUUUACUCCAAAUACUCGCUUCGUGCAGAAAAUACAUUUUCAUACAAAAUUGUUUCAUACGUGUGAGGAUGUUUUCAUACUAGUAUAAUGAUGAAGUUGCAAAAAAAAUACGACUGUUUUUUGUAUGAAACUACUAAGUAUAACACUCGUUGUAGUAGUCAGUUGUUGUUGCUAUUGUAGCAGCAUACUAAACCCUGUCAGUGCAAUAUAGCUUUGUCUUCGUCUAGCUUAUCUAGGCCCAGGAAACUAUGGGCUUAUUCGAGCUUCAAUCACAACCGCAGUGUUGCAUGAUUUGUGAAAGUUUCACGUUCGAAGAAAAAUUCUGGCAACAUUAUCAAAAGUAUCACGUUUGAGGUGUCAAAAAUUCGGCAAAUGUUGCGCGCGAAUACAAAUAAAUCGGCAUCAAAAUUUUUUUGUUUGCCGAACAGCAGAAGAGUAUCAGUUGAGCAAUUGCAACAGUGUUGGAAGUUGUCAUCUGUGCAGCAGUAUUGCCGCUUUUAUUACGUGCCUCGAACAAGCCCUUUCUGUUUCGACAGGUUGGGUCCAGAGAGAGAGGGGUGUUAGAUGGGGCAUGUGAAAAGGUGACUUCACAUGUUGGACAUAUGUUUGGAAUGUCGGAGUCAAUUCUGGAUAAGUAGGAGUUUAACCUGCUACAGUAUUCACAACGUAGUUGUGUUAAGGUUAUGCGGGUAUCUCGGUGUAGUUGGAGUUCUUCAUCUGGUGUGGGUGCUGGUUGGACUCCGAUUCCGGCAUUCGGUGGCCGAGAGCUUAGGAAGGUGGUAAGUGUCUCCUCAUGAAUGUCGUUUAUAGUCUGUCUGUGCACUAUACGAUCCAGUAAUUAUCGAUCUGUUUUGCCCUGGAUCUCGUCGGCGUAAUUGAGGAAGUGCCUCCUGACGUGCCUGGGACGCCCCUAUUGCUACAACCCUAGUGCUGAGACAAACUAGCAGCUCUUGGUCCCCCGCACAGUCUGUUCCGUGUGUCAGACCAGAGUAUCUCGGAACCUGACAUCCACCAGUAUUCUCCCUGGGAACACCUGUGUGGACUACUCGCUAUGUGUUUUAAGGCCUGAGUAGGGUUUAAGGUGGCACCAUCUGGCGCAUUUGUUACUCCUAACCGCGGUGGAGUUCGGGUAGAAUCGUUUAAGGCAAACGCAGUAAUAGAAUACUCCUGGUCCAGGGUUGGGUUCGAUACCAACCCUGAACAGAAGUAUUUGGAGUAGACUUGCUCCUGUGACUGUAGAUGAGGGGCAAGGUACCGUGCACUACAGAGAACUAGUUUACUGGGAUGGCAGUCUUGGUCGGGAAAAGCCGACGUCAUUCUGCUAAUAUAGAAAAGGCUGCCAUGGGAAUACAGUAGUAGUAGUCAGUCCAUUAUGCCGCUAGUAAAAGCAUAUCAAAGAAAAUAAAUGAAUAUUGGCAUCUGUACAUUUUUCUGAUGUCUUUUAAUCUCAAAAUCUUCCAUUCGUGAAUAGUUUUUCUGAAAAUCUGAGAAAUUGAAAAUUCUAUACACAACAACUUUGAAUCGUUAUUGGGAAAAUCAAAUCUAUGCUAAUUAUCUCACGAAUUCUCUGUAAAACAACCAAACGCGAAUUUUAAUUUUUCUAUUAUCUUCCAAAGUCAGAUCUGUAUUAUUAAGCAAAAGCUUGUCGUUAUGGUCUAUGAAAACUUUUACAGGUCCAUAUUUUAAUCAAUAUUAGUUACAUUUCUUAUAUAUUUGAAAUGCGAUUUCGUAUACAAUUUGCAUCGAGUUAAUUUAAAAUUGAGUCCGAGUUGAACCUAUAAAUAUGUAAAUCUUGAGCUUCAUCUUUUUUAUAUAAUAUUUGACAAAUUCAUAGAAAACACUGACACAGGACCACCAAUUUCUUCUAUUAGAAUCUGAUUUUACAAUAUAUGGUGGACUUUCUGAAAACUAAAGCAAUAUAAAAUUCUAGUAAAACAAUAGUGUUCUGAAAUAGGAAAAUAGAAUUUAGGAAAAUUAAUCGAGUCGAUACUAAUAAAUUUCCUUGUGGUUUUGUAUAUUAACCCACUAUGUUGGAUUCGAAGCAAAUUAAAUAUUUAUACGCUAAGCAUAACGUACAAUAUUAUAAUAUACACCACAUCCAAUAAAUCUUUUGGAAACAUGCUAGCCAACGACUGAAUAUGCACCGCUGUAAUUUGAGCACUUCUGAAAGUAAUGAUUUAUAUUAUAAGCGUAGACAUAAAUACAAUGAAUAUAUUUUUCAAGUGUUAAGUUGACUGAGAUCUAUACAUUUCAAGCAAAAGUGUUAAAAUCAGUGGCUGAUAUAUAUAAAUUGUAAAAUAACAGAAUUGACGCUAAGCACGCUUUUACAAUGAUACUGAUGAGUUUAAGUUUGCAUUGUUUGUAUUGCGGAUGCUUUGUAAGAUCAGUUGGAUCUCCAUAUUUACAUAUUCAUACCUAUAUGACCUGGUCGAAGCAAUAUGUGGACUAGCAACUUAGUGGAAAAGUGCAAAAGCGACAAAUUUAGGAUAAAAGAUAAUAAAAUUAUAAUAUAGUAAGUUAUUUAAGCCUUUCAAUAUUUAAUGUAAUACCUCUAAAGCUCCGCUAUAGAAAUUAAAGUUCUUUUUGAAUGGACAAAAUGUUGUUAAAAAAAGGUUUUAAUUUGGUGUAAAAUAUUAUAUGCAAUAUUGUAGUGUACAAUAUUGAGUAGCUGAUUAUAACCGUUUCGCGGUUUGAUUAUUUUUUAAUCCUUUGCUACAUGAAUAUGCCAGUAUUAGAAAACGGUAUAUAGUUUAACAAAUGAAAGUGCACUCCGUCAGCGGUAAUCCAAUAACCAUUUUUCAAACCAGCCGAUUUAUCAAAUUUGUCGAUCAACAGAGUGCUCCCCAAACUCUUAUAGUUUGAAUACAAAUGUAUUGUAAUCCAAUUUUAAAAAAAUUGUACUAAAGAUUCAUUACGAUUUGGAUGGUGCGCCCUCUCACUUUUUUAAUUGUUAAUGUUUUGUGGGACUCGGCUUUUGGAUUUCAGAAUCCUUGAACCAGAUUAACGGUUGUCGAUUGUAAUGGAUAUAAUACUCUUGCACUUAACUUUUGUAAUCGUUAGGAAAUCGAAAACAAAACGAAUAUUGCUAAUAGAAUAUAUAUAAUAAAAGCAAAACAUUUUUUAUAUUACAAAACAAAAAUAUUUGAUUUCUUUUACAAAACAACAAACACUGACAACCAAAAACCUGCGUGGUUUUAAAUAUUAUACCAAGAAUGCAUGUUUUGUUUUCCACACAUCUUUGGAAGAGCUACCAUACUAACCAAUAACAUAAAGUAAAAUCCAGACUUAAAUAAAAUAAGUUAAAAAUUAAAACUAAGUUAA
Anastrepha obliqua is the source of this 5038-nucleotide messenger RNA. Its product is annotated as ephrin type-A receptor 4a-like. Lineage: Eukaryota; Metazoa; Arthropoda; Insecta; Diptera; Tephritidae. Gene Ontology annotation, molecular function: ATP binding; protein binding; transmembrane-ephrin receptor activity. The record is from RefSeq and is a predicted model, not a curated record. Gene Ontology annotation, biological process: protein phosphorylation; axon guidance. The transcript is spliced from 7 exons. Bases 9 to 1226 code for a protein of 405 amino acids. Gene Ontology annotation, cellular component: neuron projection.